CACCCACUGCUUUCCCAGCCUCCGCCCGCCAUCGUCACACCUCCGGCCCUAUAAAAUCCAGCCCCGCGCAAGCUCCGAAACCAUUGCCCUCCGAUAGUCCUCGCGUCACUCCCUCGGCGGUGAAAAGAUCGGUGGUUGCGACCCUCCGCGAAGCCAAGCGUCACGGUGAAGGUUGCUACCAGCAGCAAGCCCAGAACACCCCGAUCGAUCGGCAUGGCCGGGAGCGCGAGGUCGGCGGCCGCGAAGCACGCGCACCGGAUGUUCGCGCCGUCCAGGGGCGCCGCGGCGAGGGGACCCGGCGCCGGCGCGGCGGAGGAGUUCGACGAGUCGGACGUCUGGGGCUCGUUCGGCCCGGGGGCCGGCGGCGCCGGCGUGGACACCGGCCCCGGCGCCGAGCUGGCCGCCGCCCGGGCGCGGCCGAUCCCGGCCUCCCGCGCCGCGCGGAAGAAGCCCGCGGACGGCGGCGCGCCGGGGUCGCUGCCGAUGAACAUACCGGACUGGCAGAAGAUCCUCGGGGUCGAGUACCGGGACCACCACGCGGGCGAGUGGGAGCUCGACGGGGACGACGGCGGCGGCCACGGCAGGGUGGGUGGCGGCGCGGAGAUGGUGCCGCCGCACGAGCUGGCGUGGCGCAGCCGGGCCGCGUCGCUGUCGGUGCACGAGGGGGUCGGCAGGACGCUCAAGGGGCGCGACCUCAGCCGGGUCCGCGACGCCGUCUGGAAGAAGACCGGCUUCGAGGACUGAACUGGUGCCGAUCGACGCGCCGGCGGGAGAGGUUGGCUCGCUCGGCGCCCGCCCCGGUUGCUGGUUGCUCUAGGUAGCAGUAGGUUAGAAAAUGAGCACUACUAAUUGCUUAUCUCUUGAUCUCCUUUUUCUUCUUCUUCUUCUUCUUCUUGCUCUUCGUUUUCUUUCUUCUUCUUCUUUUUUCUUUUUUGUCUUGCGUAAAGGGUGAGUGAUCGGGGUCGCAAGCCUUUGCCGUUUUGUUCGUGGAGAUGCAAAGCCGGAGGGUGGGGGUGUUCAUUCAUGGUGUGGCAAUUUUAAAGGGCACCUGGAGAAAGGACGAAAAUUUGUACGAUCGAUCGGUCGAUAUUGAUCCCUUGUAUGCUAGUAUUUCUUUCGAGAAUGGAAAAUGCUUAAUUCUACACCA
Molecule: messenger RNA, 1147 nt
Organism: Panicum virgatum (switchgrass)
Lineage: Eukaryota; Viridiplantae; Streptophyta; Magnoliopsida; Poales; Poaceae
Exons: 1
Coding region: 214-744 (176 amino acids)
Source: RefSeq, a predicted model, not a curated record